CGCUGCAUUCCCACCCAGUCCAGGGGUUGAAACAGUGUCAGAACAGCUUCCCUUAGCUACUAGCUCCGUCUCCCUGGAGCCAGAGGGAACUCCGAAGGUGACCGCAGAGCCAGCGUCUGGAGCAGCAGGUCCCCAGUCGGUGGGUCCGGCUAUCCUGCUAAAACAGCAAAGGUCCAGCCGCUCAGUAGAGAGAGGACCAGGGACGCUGAGGAGCGUGGUGCACACCGCUGCUGCGUAGAGCCACAUGAAGCCUGUGGAGGAACCGGGAUCAGCGAGUGGCAAGCGAGCUGCGCCUGAGAAGGGCGCCUUCCCCAGAAGCCGCUAACACCCAGGGGAACCUUUUUCCUUGUUCCUGGACUAAAACGCUUCUCCCAAAUAUCCAGAAUGGUGUUCCCGAAGUUGAUCUGGAUGAGUUUCUUUUGCCACCUGUGUCGAGGCUACUUUGAUGGCCCCCUGUACCCAGAAAUGUCUAAUGGGACGCUGCAUCAUUACUUCGUGCCUGAUGGAGACUACGAGGAGAAUGAUGACCCUGAGAAAUGCCAGCUGCUCUUCAGGGUGAGUGAUCGCAGGCGCUGCUCCCAGGGGGAAGGGGGCCAAGCCAGUAGCUUGCUGAGCCUCACUCUUCGAGAGGAGUUCACGGUACUGGGCCGCCAGGUGGAGGAUGCUGGACGCGUCCUGGAGGGCAUCAGUAAAAGCAUCUCCUACGACCUGGAUGGGGAAGAGAGCUAUGGCAAGUACCUGAGGCGGGAGUCCCACCAGAUCGGGGAUGCCUACUCCAACUCUGACAAGUCCCUCACUGAGCUGGAAAGCAAGUUCAAGCAGGGCCAAGAGCAGGAUAGCCGGCAGGAAAGCAGACUCAAUGAGGACUUCCUGGGGAUGCUGGUUCACACCAGGUCUUUGCUGAAGGAGACACUGGACAUCUCUGUGGGGCUCAGAGACAAAUACGAGCUGCUGGCACAUACCAUCAGGAGCCAUGGGACCCGCUUAGGUCGACUGAAAAGCGACUAUCUGGAGGGUGGGGGACAGAAGACAGGCUAAUAUUUCCAUUGUAACUGCUUUAUUUUAUCCAAAUUUGCACUUUCAGAACACAUCUGAAGUCAUCUUUCGAAAAGAAUGAAAAUUUUUAAUAAGUUGAGUUAUGCUGAUUUUAGUUUGGUUUUGUGCAUUAUUUAUCUUAUUAUUAAGGAUUUUUCACUUGCAAAAAGCAAUUUGAAACUACCCCUGGGUUAUUUUCCUAAAGGGUUUUAUUGCUCUAACAGAAUCUCUUCUUUCGACUCCAUCUAAAGGAUGCAUUUGUGUGGAAAGACUGAUUAAACUUCCUCAUCCUGGCGAUUGUCUGGACAUACCUAGUGGGGACGAGGCUCAUGGCUCCUUUACAUCAGCAGUCUUCUCUUUGGUCUCUGAAGGCUGAGAUGCCUGAUUUUCAGAUGAGGUCCCAGGUGUGUGGCAUGCCUGCCAGACAAGGAAGUUCCUUGAUUCUCCUUUCGCUCUUAUUUAUUUACCAUGUUCUUAGUUGUUUCUGUUUUGUCCUAAGAGUGUUAUUGAGAAUUUGCAUGCAAAUCACCACCAGUAAGAUGUUCAAGGUCCCGUUGUGGGUUUGUGUAAGUUGAAGAUGCAGCAUUUAAGAUAGCAAAACUUUGGGGCGGUUGCCCACUCAUGAUGCUGUCUUACUGUGUCUUUCACUGCACCAUCAAAGAAACAGAUUGCUUGAACACUCAAGUGUCUAUGAUUUAAGUUGUCAGCAUGUUUUUUCUUCUUGGACUUAGAUAGCAUUGCUUCCUUUUGUUUAUUAGAAACUUAUAUUUCCAGAGGGAGGGUCUAACUCUAGAAAUCCCUUAUGUACGUUUUAUUACUCAGCCAAUAAAUAUUUUCAUAUAA
Messenger RNA from Mus caroli (Ryukyu mouse), 1878 nucleotides. RefSeq names its product fin bud initiation factor homolog (gene Fibin). The record is from RefSeq and is a predicted model, not a curated record. Lineage: Eukaryota; Metazoa; Chordata; Mammalia; Rodentia; Muridae.